Messenger RNA from Cryptomeria japonica (Japanese cedar), 1395 nucleotides. RefSeq names its product putative UPF0481 protein At3g02645. Lineage: Eukaryota; Viridiplantae; Streptophyta; Pinopsida; Cupressales; Cupressaceae. The record is from RefSeq and is a predicted model, not a curated record. Bases 1 to 1395 code for a protein of 464 amino acids. The transcript has a single exon.
AUGGCUUCAAUGCGCUACAGUGAAGUGCCCACUGAAGACAUUCGCCAAGGUGAAUGGCUGAUUCACAUCAAACAGGGCCUUCAAGACCACCAAUCCAUCGCCCGCCCUUCAACCGUCACUAUAUUCAACGUCCCAAAAAUCCUGGUCGACCUGAAACGCGAUUCUUACCUCCCACGGGUGGUCUCCAUCGGUCGUUGUUACCAUCAAGCCACAGAUCUCUACGGCAUGGACGCCCACAAGCUCAGGGCUGCUCAGAGAAUGAUCAAACGCCUACCCGGAAAAACAGACAUUAAUUCCGUGCUCUCAGAGAUUGAGAAAAUGGAUGGCCAAAUCAGAGACAGAUACGAGAAAAUCAUCAACUGCAAUUCUGAAACGCUGGCGUGGAUGAUGCUUUUGGACGGUUCCUUUCUGCUGGAGCUGCUCAGGACUCUCGCAGGCAAAGAUCAAAACGAUUCUUCUGACGGUAUGUAUUUCGAACCUCUUUUCGACGAGAGUCGAAUUAAAUCGAUGGGAUUUGCAGCUCUGGGAGACAUCGUGAAGCUGGAAAAUCAGAUUCCCCUGCUCGUCCUGGACAAGAUUUUACAACUGGAGAGCGGAUCUGAAAAAGAAGCACAGACCAAGCUGUUCGAAUUUCUCUUAAAUGCCGCUUCUUCGUUUUUUCCUUUCAAAUACCUGCAGCUCUCACGAAUUGAAAUCGAUUCCCCCUUCCUCUGUCGGGAACAUUUUUUGGGUUUCUUGCACGGUGUAACCCUCUCUUUCUUUGCCGGGACAGAAUCCGCUUCUCCUACUUCUUCUUCUUCUUCUUCGUCUUCUUCAACAGUAGAAAGGCAAUUUAAUUACGCUAUCCCUUCCAUUUCAAGACUAAGCAAGGCCGGAAUUUGCAUCCGCCCGUACACUGAAGAUGGCGGCAUGGCCCUCAGAUUUGACAAGGAAACCUCUGUUCUCUACCUUCCAGUCUUAACGAUAUCGGAAAACACUGAAACUGUUCUGAGAAACCUCAUGGCUAUGGAAGCAUUUCUGCCCUCGGAAUUGCAGGUCGUCUCUUGCUAUGUUGGUUUAAUGAAUAGUCUGAUUUUCACAGAUAAUGAUGUGAGACAACUGAGAAUGGCGGGGAUUCUUUACUUCUAUGUGGGAAGUGACGCUCAGGUGGCUCAGUUGUGGGACAGUCUGUGCAAGGGCAUGGCCAUUUCUUCUCUCCAGUCGCUCAAGACACUGAAGAGGGAGAUAACAAGUGAUUACAGGAGCAAAUGGAGGGCUAAAUUGGUUGAUUUCUUCAUCACCCGUUUUACAAGGCCCUGGCGCACCGCCAUAUCUGUGCUGGCUGCAACAUUAAUUCUGCUAUUUACAUUUGCGCAGACGUUUUCCUCCAUGUAUGGGUUCCAUAAGGCCAACUAG